Pedinophyceae sp. YPF-701 is the source of this 615-nucleotide messenger RNA. Lineage: Eukaryota; Viridiplantae; Chlorophyta; Pedinophyceae. The record is from the annotation of a GenBank genome assembly.
AUGGGCGAAGCCUCCGGCGGGAAACGUGCAGCUGAAGCAGGUCGUGGCGGCAGGGGGGCAUCGGGCAACCGUAAAAAGGCGCGGCAUGAUGGUGGGCGCGGGGGCAGAGGUGGUGGGAGAAAGGGCGGUGCCGACGCGCAGUCCCGGGGCGCAGAGAUCCCGAAAGGAUCGAAGGGCAUUCUGCUCACCACUGUCAGCGGCCAGGAGCAACGCGCGGCGCGCGAGGCCCUGGCGCUGCUCACCGAGCACUACGAGCUGCUGCUGGAGCAGCGAGGCCUGGAAGCGCCGGGUGCGGGCGGGGGCGCGUCGGCGGAAGGCACCGACAUCGCGAAAGCGCUCGCCGCCGAAGUAGAAGCGCUGCAGGACCGCUCCGGGCGGCCGUUCUGGUGGACGUCCACCGGCGUCCGCGGCGUCGUCUUCGUGCGCUACUCCGGCCACGAGGAGAUCACGCCGCACGACGUCCUGGUGUCGGUGUUCGAGGGCCGCGCCCCGCCGCCGCCGCGAACGCACCGUUCGACGGCCCCGCGGCGCUCGCGCUCACGGCCGCCGCGUCCGCGCGUCCGCAGGAGGCCAUCCGCAAGCGCACGUGUCGCACGCGCAACUGCCUGCGGCUGA